Messenger RNA from Fukomys damarensis (Damara mole-rat), 873 nucleotides. Its product is annotated as olfactory receptor 7E24. The record is from RefSeq and is a predicted model, not a curated record. Gene Ontology annotation, cellular component: membrane. NCBI's taxonomy places the organism in Eukaryota, Metazoa, Chordata, Mammalia, Rodentia, Bathyergidae. The coding region runs from base 37 to 873 and encodes 278 amino acids. The transcript has a single exon. Gene Ontology annotation, biological process: G protein-coupled receptor signaling pathway. Gene Ontology annotation, molecular function: olfactory receptor activity; G protein-coupled receptor activity.
GACCUGCAGCCCAUCCUCUUCUGGCUGUUCCUGUCCAUGUACCUGGUCACAGUGCUUAGGAACCUGCUCAUCAUCCUAGCUAUCAGCACUGACUCUCACCUCCACACCCCCAUGUAUUUCUUCCUCUUCAGCCUGUCCCUUGUCGAUAUCUGUUUCAUCUCUACUACAGUCCCCAAGAUGAUUGUGGACAUCCUAAGUAACAAUAGAGUCAUUUCCUAUGAGGGAUGCCUCACACAGAUGUCUGUGUUUCUCAUUUUUGCAAGUAUGGAUGACAUGCUUCUGAUUGUGAUGGCCUAUGACCGCUUUGUGGCCAUCUGUAACCCCCUGCAUUACACAAUCAUUGUAAACCCACACCGGUGUGUCUUAUUGUUAUUGAUGUCUGUCUUUCUUAGCCUUGUGGAGUCCCAGAUUCACAAUUCCGUUGUUUUACAAAUUACCUGCUUCAAAGAUGUGAAAAUUGCUAAUUUCUUCUGUGAUCCUUCUCAACUCCUUAGCCUUUCAUGUUCUGGUCCUUUAAUGAAAAUGAUAGUAACAUAUAUCGUUGGUAUUAUCUUUGGCUUUUUUCCCAUCACAGGACUCUUUUUCUCUUAUUAUAAAAUUGUUUCCUCCAUUCUAAAAAUCCCAUCAUCUGGAGGCAGGUGCAAAGCCUUUUCUACCUGUAGUUCUCAUCUGUCAGCACUUUGCUUAUUUUAUGGAAGUGGUAUUGGAACAUACCUUGGUUCAGAUGUGUCCUAUUCUCCCAUUAAGGGCAUGGUGGACUCACUGAUGUACACAGUGGUCACCCCGAUGCUGAAUCCCUUCAUCUAUAGCCUGAGGAACAGGGACAUCAGCAGUACACUCAAGAGACUCUACAGCUGUAGAGUUAAAUCCUAA